GUUUCAUAACGCCCUCAUCACUCCAUAAAGUUCAAUUUGGACUGAAAGUUAUAUUUGGUGUUAGUUGUUUAAAAGUACCCGAAAAGAGCCGUGAAGAAAGAGUUCAUUCAGAGGCUGACACGACAAGACAAUUUAGCCUUCAGACGUUUGGAGAAUCUGUGGUGAAGCCGAUAAAAGGUUAGUACGUAGUCUUACAAAUGUUUAGUGAAAUCGCUAUUGUUUUGCCCUUCAUGCCUUCAGUUGAGUAAUAUUGGUUGUCAGUAAUGAUCGCGUCUCUAAGUUUCCUGCGUAUCCUGUAGUAUCCGACUGUGGUAGAUCUAGUUAGAGCAUUGUUCCUCUCUCAUAUGUCGAGCUGAAUAAACAAACUUGUGUCGAUAACAGAAAUCCUAGGUUACUCUAAAGAUGUUUCUGGAUGCCAAACUAGUUUGUCGUUGUCUUUCCGCGGGACAAAUAAAUUCUAAAGGGAAGCAUGUCAGGAAGGGCGUUCCUACACCAUCCUUCAACCAGUUAGAAUUUAUUCAUAGUGCAGUUGUUUGGUAGAAUGCUUUAAAAAUUUUCAUCUCCAAGAACUCACCACACUGUAAAGUUGACAUUUAGUGUUUAGGAAGUUUUAUGGCUGGGUUUGUUGCUUACGAAAACAUCACCGGGUUUAAUAAUUGCAACUUGUUAUUCAUCGCGUUGUUUUUAACUUAACUGCGUGGCGUCUGGUGUAAUGAUAGUACCAAUAACAGAAAUUUGAAUAUAAAUGACACUAAAUGAACCCUGAAGUAAAGAUCUAUUUACGUCAAGAGAAAAUAAUGUUUAACUGCAUUUGAUGUUAUUUAAUUGCGUAACGACUCCAUAAAUCUCUGUACUGCACUCGUACUAUGCGAGUUUCAUUAAGUUUUUCACAUUUGUAUACGAAUCCCCAAGCUGGGUUCGAUUUUGUGUAAUACUGUAAUCUCGUAAUAACUAUGCUGUAAAGGUUAGUAUUAUGGCAUUCAAAGAGAUCAUUUGUUCAUAUCUUCUCUAAACAAUACGCUAAAGUUGCAUUGUUUUGGCGUCAGGGUGAAUUUCAAAUUAUAUAACCUUCUCGCAUCCCACUGUCACCGUCGUGAAGUAUUCAAAGUUAAAUCAGUAUAAAAAUAUUUUUUGGUGUCAUUGACAAGGCAAUAUUUUGAGCAGACAGGGAAACGCGAACAGUUUCGGACUUCAAUGCUUUUCCUAACAGAUCCAAAGUAUAGAUUUUUGCGCCAGGACAUUUAGUGUACAAAGUUAGGUUUCAUUUUAGAUUUUAAUGCCAAACUUUCAUUUCAUGGCCUUGCUACUAUAUUCUUGUUAUAAAGUUCGUACUGAGUUGUCGAGCUUUUACAGAAAACUGAGGUUAGAUGGCGUGACAAUGAUAAUUUGUCAUCUCUUUCACUGCGUUAUUUCCGGCUUACCGUGUGCCGCUGUCUAACUAGUAUGAAUUUCCUGUCAGCUCACGAGCAUUACGCAACUGUAAUCAAACCUGGAGUUUGUUUUGGGUGCAUCCGUUCGAAGGAAAGUUCUGCUAACUAGCGGGACACGUUUCGCCCUUCAGUCUCACCGGUCAGUCAUUUAAUUCAUAUUUGUUAAUUAUUUUAAGUAUAUAACGACAUAUUUAUGCUUCUGCUCGAGUCUCAUUUUUUCUUUGCUUUUGUUUUUUUGAGAAAACAUUCCUGCACGGAAACGAGUGAUAUUAAAAUGAGGUGAUCAUAAUACUGAAAACUUUCUAUGAAACAUCUCCUUAUAACGUCCAUUUUAGGACUAGAUAAUUUGGCUCUAUCAACUGAGUUGAUGAUGUAUCUAUAGGCCAUCUUGCAGAGUUUCAGAGUUGACAUUUCGAGGGUUAGCCCUUCGUCAGAGCGAAAUUUUACGACUUGUUUGAUAUUCAACCUAAAGUCGCAAGACCAAAGCAAAAACGGCUGAAAAUCGGAAGGAAAAACUAUAUGUCUGUGUUUGUGUUCACUUAGAGCGCCAUGGUCAAAAAUGAAUUCUUUUAGAGUCAUAGAUGGGAGGAACGUUUUAACGCUAAAAACAAAGGUACUUCCUCUUUACUUAAAAUAGCAAUUACAGGGGUGCCAAAAAAUUAAACUUAUCUGUAGGGAGUGUGAGAGAAAUCCACCUGACUGAAAGUAAAAUCGGGGGUCAUUUCUUUCUAUAAUGCCGAUGUGGUUGUACAACAAACUUGAUCGUGUGGGUGAAAGUGCACUUGUAACUUGAUACCUUGUUCGGCCUUUGUACGAAGAUCAAAAACAAAUGGUGCUUGGAAUAUAAAUAGAAAUGACGACGCCUUUCUGUUUUUGUAAUUCAAUUUGUGGAACGAGAUGAUUUUCGCUGAUUUCAAUUGGUAUUCCUCAGUAGCAAAGUCUCAAAUAGUUUUUCGUAAGUUUUCAUUUAACUUUUUCAGCAUCACUUUCACUCAAAAAACUUUAGUUAAGUUGAAACCGACUAUCAAAAGAUGAUCCAUGUCCUCCUAAACUAUCUUAUUUAUUUCUAUUGCACCCCAUGAAAACAUUACCAGUUCGGUAUCCUUUACAGAAAUAAGCUUAUUUACUCUUCCGCUGAAAGUUGAAACAACGCUAUUUUUCUCCGCGCCCGCUGUGUCUGAAUGGAAGAACAGGAAAUUCUUGCUUUUUUAGGAGACUUUAAGGAGCCAGUCGCAUAGCUGACGCUUGUACCAUGGGAGAGGAUGGGUGGGCCAGUCGCAUAGUUGACGCUUGUACCAUAGGAGAGGAUGGCUCCUAUGGUCCACGACUCAAUGUUUUUCGAAAAUUGAUCCGGAUUUAAUGCACUUACUGGUGUGCAUGGCAGCAACAAAUUUCAUCAGUUUUUGUCUUUUCUGGGUUAUCUUAUGUAUCGUAAAAUAGGUGUGCUUUGGGGUUUUUAUGUUGACAAUUUUGCAAUGCAGCCGUAAGAAUUAAAUUCCAGCGUUUCGGUUCGGGGGAGGGGAGGGGUGCCAACACCCGAACAACAUGGCAGUAAUUAAACAAUGACAUGUUUCAAGACUUGUAUAGACUAUCGCUAUUUCAAAAAAUGUUGAUUUACAAAAUUUUUGCAAAAAAUUCCUACCAUAUUUAGUAAUUGGCACUGUCAAUUACUUUUUUAGUUUUAGCCAGCUCGGUUUUAGAGUUUCUUUAAGAACCGAAAAGUAGGUAUACGCUUUAAUUAAUUUCAUUAAUUAAACAAUGAAAGCGAAAAAAAGGUUAUGCCACAUAAUUCCUACAAAUUGAAUGUAAAACUAUUUACGUGUGGUACAGUUAGCAAAUCCACGCCAAGAUUAAGAGCUUGUUGCCAUCACUGUAAUUUUAUUACAGAUGCUCCUUGAUAAAAUUCGCUCAGCACGAGAAGAAUAGUGAGGUGCAGUUACUGAAAGAUUAUGAGAUAAACUGCUCUUUCUCUCACUUUGUACAUUCCCUCUUCAGAAAUAUCAACAACUCGCGUGGUGGUCGUUUGAAGAGUAGUGCUUUCCUGUUCACGUUAUAAUUGUUUCACCGCAAAAUAUGUCUUAAUCCUCGACCAAUCAGAGCGCGUAUAUCCUCAUAACCACCUUACCUGAGCUAUCAAUAAACACUAAUUUUUCGCAUGAAGUAACUCCACAGCGAAUUUGUUCUUUCCAAAGAAGAUUCACAGAUUUUCGGUUAUUUCUUGAGAGAAGCGUUUUUCUUUCUUUCUUCAUCUCUUUCAUUCUUCCUCUUUUUUUCAAAACUGGACAACUAAAGGCUAUUUCAUGCUGGAAAAUACUUCGGAAAAGCCAUAUGCUCGGCUAGCGGACGAAUGAUGGAUAUCAUUGCGGCUUUGAUGAUUUUUCUUGAUGAAAGUUAGUGAAGGAAGAGUGAGAAGACUAUUUUCAUUUAGGUCAGGUCCUCUGUGGUUUCUUGGUAUUUAUGCUUUUAAAAUCAUCUCACUGAUAUUGUAUAUCGUCGAAAAAUUCUCUUCAUUUAAUUGGCCAUAACUCCAACUCUUCACCUCUAUGGUUUUUAAUGAUUAUUGUAAAAUCAUACCACGGAGCAGCAAAAUUGCUUCCUGAAAUCAACUACAGUGUGUUUGGUUUCAAUUAUUGCUCGUUUCAUGGUCAGCUUCUAGUCUUUGAAUGAGAUGUCUUUGUUAAGAAACUAUUGGUAAACUUUUUCCAUCACUUUGUUCCAACCUACGAUACCGUGUAAUCAAUCUCGAGUAAGGAUUACACUGAUUACACGAAUAAAAAAGUCUUUGAAGCCUGAAUUCUACAGUUAGUCUGAUGCAUUCUCAUUGAAAGUAGACAAAUUUAACAGUGCCACUUAGAUUCAUUGACAGAUGCAAAAAAACUAACAGCGUUUGUCGCGUUCAUAUUGAAAAUAAGGAAAAUAGCUUUGUUUACUUGCUCCUUUAUUCCUUUAACUCCCAAGAUCUCAUUAGUAAUUCUUCUUACUCUCUACCAUAUAGUUCUUGUGAUGCCAGUUUAGAGAAUUUGGUAUUGGAUCAAUUAAUAAUCCCCUAAUUCAUAUUUUUCUUUAUUCUCAUCACUUGUCUGCUUGAUAUUGUAAUGAUACUGGAAGGAGAAAUUCUGUCUUGGUCACACAUGGUAAUUAAAGGGUUAAGUUGUUCUGUCCUAGUUUAAGGUGAUUUGUUAUAUUCUGACAAAAAUCAAACUAAUGACAGCCCAACACGAAAGCUUUUAAUUUGACGGUCCCCGUGUGAGGUAUUUUCACUCAUGAUCAUUUCUCUGUGAGAGGCCCGCAGAAAAACAUAAAUGGUUCAUGUCAUAAUGAUUUGUACUUCCUUUGGCCCCUUAACCGAUGGUUAAGUAAACAGUUAACAAUAUAUUCUAAUACGUUCGGUCAGGAGAUUUGUGUGAUGCCUCAGGGUUGAUGAGUAAACAGUCGGUGCCUAACACAAGAUCGACACAUCACACUUUAAUGCGGUUGGUGGCUGGCAGAGGAAACAAUCUGAACAUGGUUCUCUUUAACCUAAAACUCUCAUCAUCGUUGCUAACAUUAGGGAGAAGUACUAGAUAUUGAGCUUAGCUCGUGUCAAGUUUUCCUGUGAGAUACAAGACUGCAGCAAAUUAUCAAGUAGUUUCUAAAGAAAUGGUUGUGCUCAGUCUGCCGGGAGGGAUCAUUUUGAUCGAGCUGGCUGAAGUAACAAUUUUCUUUGAAAUAUUAUCUUAAUGUGGGGCUCAGAAAAUUUAAUUAACUUAGUUAAACAGGAAAUCAUACGGUCAAUAUCCCGGGUGAAAAAUUACAACACCGCAUCACGUAAUACUUACAAAGAUUUCUAGUACAGUAUCUCUAAAUUGCCAAAAAAAAAAAAAAUACUGUUCGAUAUUGUGAGUGUGCGACAACAGCUCCGAGAGAAGUGGAUUUCAAUCGGGUGACAGCUUUUACGGCUAAAGGUUAAAAUUUUGGCCAAUUUUUGGCUAACAGUCAACAUCUUUCCAUUGUUGUCACCAGAAAUAUGUUUUUGUGUGAACUUUUUUAACGCCUAACGGUUAAACUUUAUGGCUGUUUUACGGCUAGCGGUUAACCCCAUUGAGACCCUCUUAGAAAAUCACCUUAUGACUAAAACAAGUUUGUCUUCUGGUGUCGAGAAUAGUUGAUGGAAGCAAUCUUAUUUUUGCAAAGGUGAUCAAUGUUGCUUCAGACUGCAUGUUUUUAAUUUCGCCGUCUUUGAAUACCAACCACAACAUCAGUCACGGCAAUUUAACACCGUCUGCUUUGUAAGCCAAUAUUGCCUCUUAAAUGAAGUUUUGGCAGAUAUUGAUGUUAACGCCUCUUGUGAAUGAAAUUAAAUUAGCCUGGUUGAGUUUAGACCACUUGUGUUUGGGAGUUUUGAGGAGAGCAUAAUCGUGGGCGUCCAACACACUCGAAAGUUAAAAUACAUUGCUUUCAUUCUGAUUUCAGGCGACAAAAACCAUGACGAAGAGGAUAUUUCUGUGUCUUUCACUUGUUGCGUUGGUGGACCAAAUCAUGGGUGAGUAGAAAAUUAGUCAGCAUAAAAAGCGAACUCGGAAAACUUAACGCCACUGGAAUGAGCUCAGAAAAGAAGCCUCUAAGUUGUACGUACAAAAACCUUUUCUUUGUUCCACUUCAUUUAUACGAGCUAAUAUUUCUCUGGUAGAGCUCUUCCACGCUAUUAAUUUUCAAUUUCACGCCUUUCUCCAGGGUUUCUUAUCAAAUUGAUCAAGAACUCUGCAAUAGGUUUUCCUUAUAACUUGUAAGUUCGUCAUUCGUUCACAUUCAUCUCCCCCCCCCCUACCCAAUUUAUAAAAAAUAUCAAAUCUGUUUUUCAUUUAAGAAAUAUGUAAUUAAUGAAAAAUUGAAUUAAGAAAAGAUAUUUUAGUCGAGCGCCAUAUGUCAUUUCCGGAAACACUUAAAAUUAACUGUUAAUUGCGAAAUGUAAACCAUAGAGGGAUUCUAGAAUUUUCGAAUGGUAGUUACCACUAGUUAUUAACAUAUUAAUGAACUAAACAGUCGAACCGAUUUCUUCCCUGAUCCAAACUUAGGUAUUGUAAAUUGCUGACCCCUAAUGGUCGGUUAUUUUUUCCUUUCAUAGUCACGCAAAGUGUCCGAUUUAAUUACGGAUAAAUGUUUUCUAUUGUGGGUUCCAGUUGUACAAUGUCUAUAAUCUAUAAUCUACCAUCCAUAUUAAUGGACUUGAUGGUCAAGUUAUGUUGACUUUUUUAUAAAAUAUUACCCUGUAACGAACAAAGUCUUGCAUUCCUGCUCUCGUUGAUGUUUCUGCUAUCGCCACGGACUAAAUUUUUAGCUUGAAAUGUAUUUUUGAAGUUGAGAACUGAAUGGUACAUCUGUAGCGUAUUUUUUUAGAAAAGUUCUUAAAUGAUGAAACGUUCUUAAAUGAUGUGUUAUCAAAACCUAUCGAAUGCAUGAAAAAGUAUCCAUAUGAGUUUAAAAGUAGAUCACCCGUAUCUCGCAGUUAGUAUGCGCACUUAGAUUGGUCAAUUCAACCUGCCGUAUUUCACUGUCCGGCCCGCUAAAUUGAAUACAUAUAAUAAAUAUCUUACUAACCUCGUUUUUCUCGGUCCAUACUGUAAGAAACGGAACCUCUAAUUCGGUGAGUAAGAACUACUUACAACUUGUGAUAAUUGCUCUUAGGGAUCUCUGUAUGUCCUUCUCGUGAGAUUCAGGCCACUCGAGGGGAAGUCACUUCACCGAAUUUUCCAAAUGCCUACCCUUCUGAUGUAAACUGUGUUCUGACCAUUGAUGGUGGAAACAGUGUUAAAAUCAAGCUGAAGUUUGAACAUUUUGAAGUUGAAGAAGACGAUAAUGGUAAGUGCGUUAUAAACUAAACUUUUUCAUUUGCAUUAUUUGUUAAAAGUCUUUUAAAUAUCAAGUUGUGCUAAAUUUCUAAUGUUCGCAUAACUUUCUAAAGGUAUUGUUAACCCUUAAACUCCCAAGAUCUGGUUGUGAAUUCUCCCCUCUAGCUGCUGUGCAUUUCCUUGUAAAUUAGUUACCAGAAAUUGGUGUUAGAUCAACAGAGCAAUUUCUACAUUAUAAGUUUAAGCAUUCUCAUUACCUGUUAGCUGAAUAAUGUAUGAACACUACAGGGAGAAGUUAAAUGUUAAUCAAAUCUGGUAGUUAGGGGGCUAAUCAAGAACGUAUCGCUAAUAGCAUGGCUCAAUUUCUUCGUAGAAAUUUCCAAUUUAGAUGUAAUAUUCCUCGCAUACAUGGAAUUAAUACCGUGGCCGACAGCACAGCAAACAAUUGGCUUUUGCGUCGCUUUGAGGCGCGCUGCGCACUCCUCUAAUAACUUAUGUGUGAGCUUCUGAGAGUAAACAUUUUUUACGCGAGCGAAGAUUUAAACUGUAAACAUAUAACUUAUUUCGUAGAUCCAAACGAGUGUAACUAUGACGCUGUGAUCAUCAUCGAUGGCCCAAGAACCUCUCGAUACUGUGGCAGAAGAACUCCCCCGGAGUAUACAUCGACAGGAAAUAAGAUUUCCAUCGGCUUUAAGUCGGACGAAUCUUUUGAGAUUAAAGGUUUCAACAUCUCGUUCACCUCCUUCGCUGUUGAGACAGAUCGUAAGUAAAAUUGAUUUGUGAGGGUAACCGGUCACUUCAACGACAACCAACUCGCGAACACCUUUGGUCGACUCGCCCACGCCUUUAAUCAACUCGCCCACGCCUUUAAUCAACUCGCCCUCAGUUGGCAAGUUGAGUACCCGGCCACUUCGAGUUGACCAAAGGUGUCGGCGAGUCGACCAAUGGUGUCGCCGAGUUGGUUAUCGGCGGGUUGACAUGUCGGCGAGGUGACAAAUGCUCAAAAUGAACAUCUGCCAAACGCUUCAUUUCCUUAACAUUCAAGAUUAAAUGUUUUAACUGAGAAGCUUGGGCAUGAGGGAACACUCUCUUGUGGGUAUGGAGAAGCUGAUAUUGUAGUGUAUGGUAUAAUAUAGUGUGGUACGGUUCAGUACGAUAUGGCUUCGUUUUGGUGCGAUACGGGUAUCUUUCGAUAUGAUAUGGUACUAUUUGGUACGAUAAGGGUAUGUUUCGGUACGAUAUGGUACGGUUCGGUACGAUAUGGAUAUGUUUCGGUCCGAUAUGGUACGAUUCGGUACGAUGUGGAUAUGUUUCGGUACAAUAUGGUAGGGUUCGGUACGAUACGGGUAUGUUUUGGUCCGAUAAGGUACGAUUCGGUACGAUAUGGGUAUGUAUCGGUACGAUACGGUACGGUUCUGAAUGACACGGGUAUGUUUCGGUACGAUGUGGUACGGUUCGGUACGAUACGGAUACGGUUCGGUACGAUACGGGUAUAUUUCGGUGCGAUAUGGUAUGGCUUGGUACGAUACGGGUAUAUUUCAGUGCGAUGUGGUGUAGUAGGUUAUGGUUCGGCUCGUUUCGGCGCAAUACGUCCAGGUAUGGAAUAAUAAGGCGCGCUCAGCGAACUAUGUGUUAUGGCAUGCUACGAUAUCAAACAAAAAGCAAAAACAAGUCAACCAGGAUCACCUUCAAUGCUCAAUUGAAUACUACUCUAUUCCGAAGUUUCUGAUUUGGAUAAUGUUUUUCCUUCAUUGUAUUUUUCAGCACCAAAAGGCUCUGACAUUUGUCCCACAAGAGAAAUUAAGAUCAAGCCUGACUCGCCAGAAACAAUGAAAGGAGCGCUUUAUUCACCAAAUUUUCCCAACUUUUAUCCAAACGACCAGAGCUGCACAUUAACUUUGGACGUACCUGAUAACUACAAGGCUGUUGUCACGUUCCAGAAGUUUGCUUUGCAAUGUAAGAACAAUUCCUGCUUUGUUACCAGUAUGUAAAAAACUUUGCAACGAGUAUUUUUCCUGAAAAAAACUUAGCAAGUUUCUCAUAUAUAUGUUAUCGUUUUGCUCCGUAGAUUCUGAGACGUGCGAUUUUGACAAGUUAGUGGUUAGUGACGAGAGCGACAGUGAUACACAGUGCGGGGGGGGCGCAGACCGGCUCCCUCCUUUAAUAGAGAAAAAAGGAAGGGAAGUCAAGUUUUCUUUCACCACUGAUAGUUCAACAACAUCAACAGGAUUCCAGUUGGAAUAUAACAUCACUCGUCUUGAAGAAGGUGAAAUACCGGAAAGGUUCGUCUGCGAUCUAAGCUGCGUAGCAAGGGCUUGCAUGGCAAAGCACACCAAUAGCACACUCGCGGGCCGGCUUUUGCGCGCGUGACUUGACACUUUUCGUUGUCUGCGGCCAAGUACAUUUUCUUUUGCCUGAGGGGGGGAUAACGAGGAUUUUGUUUGUGACUAAAAAAAUUUACCUGAUCCCCUAUUAGACUCUGAAGUAUUCUAACGAUCUCCCCUUACUGGCAGUUGGGUUGUUCAUGAUCCCCCUACCAUGGUGGUUAUGCGCAAAUACCAAUAUCAAAAUCUAUGUAGGUGGUAUAAUUAUGUUUUAUAGCAUAGUAUUUACCGCCUCAUGAAAAAAACUUUUAAAUAGACGUGAACAACUACUUUAGAUCAAGUUCAUUUUAUAACAGUACAACUACUGAUCUUAUUCAAGUGCAACUUUCGCUUUGAAUACAUGUUUUCUAUAUUCUGCAAUAUUAACAAUUGACUCUAUCAGAGAAGCGCAGCCUGUAUAGCGAGGCUCCUAAAGGGAGUAAGAAAAGAGAGGCUGGUGUGUGAUAGGGAUGAAAGAAGCUCUCAUGUAUCUACCGUUCCACCUUCAUACUCUGACUGACUUCUCUUCCGCCCUCCCCCCCCGGAAAUCAUGUGAUAUCAAAGAAAAUCCCCCGACCCCCUCCCCUGCGAUAAAUAAUGACAGAUUCCUAAAUUUUUGUUGGCUGAACAGGUCGGUGUGUGUGUACCACUGGAUUGGGUUAUACAACCAUUGCAAACUUCAAACCAAGAAAUGACAGAAAGCACGAUGAUAUCCGCUUUGAGUUUAAAAGUACUCAAUCGAGUGGAAUGAUCAUGUAUGCCAAAGGAUACUACAAGGAUUAUAUUUACAUUGGUUACAAGGAUAGCAAUGUUUUUAUGUACCACAUUGAGCUGGGCACAGGUACCUAAGCCUUAAUCCUUUUACACCCUAACAUCAGUAUGCAUAAUCUCCAUUCUGUUCUCUAUACAUUCCCUAAGGAGCUGAUAAGGAGAAUUUGUUUGAUAAUCAAGAGCUUCUUUAGUUGGUGAUUAGUUCCGUUACUCUCGUGACCCUCAUGGGUGAUACUGUAAGGAGAUUUUUAGAUGCUAGUCACUUUUUUAGCAUUUUUCAGCAUUGUCCAGUUUGAAAGUGUGGAUGGCUGUUUAUGAAGGAGUACUGAGUCAAAGAAACUUUCAUGCUACUUCGGUGGGAGGGGGGGGGAAUUACAAGAUCGUUUGUUUUUAAUGUAAACUAGCCACCGUGAAGUGUUUAUAAAGCUGACGUUUCGAGCGAUAGCACAGUGCUAGGUUGAAGAGUAAGAGGCUAACGCUCGAGACGUCAGCUUCACAAAACUUUUUACGGUGGUCAAUUUUUACAUAAUAACUCAUGCGUCAUGAUCAGUUGACAAACCAGAUUAUAGCUGAGUUAAGAUACACACAACUUAUACAGAUAAAUGUAGGAUGACCCUCAAGACCUUUUGCAAGCAAGUGAAGGGAUAAAUUGUAAAAUACGUAUCUUGAUUAUUUUAAUUAUACAGAAUGACUCUUGGUUCUUUGUUCAUUGGGAAAGCAGAAUAUUUAAAAAAUUUUACAGAAGAGUUGAUUUGUUUACCCACCACGAGAAUCAAGUUUUUUCAGCUCGUAUACCUUUUCUCCCAAAUUUUCUUUUUAUCUGUUAGUACAACAAACGUUUCGUAUUUAAUAGAAGCUGAUUCGUUGGGCAAAUUGUUUCAUAGGAACAAAAAGGAUGGAGACAAAGAACUUGAAACUAAACGACGAUAACUGGCACAAGGUCCACCUGACCCGCGCCGACCGAUUGCUUACCAUCAGCAUUGACGACGUAACUCGUGAGUAGACUGCUUUUCUCAUUGCUUCUAGUUGUAAAGAACAGUGAGCCAACUUGUAAGCCAAGAGUAUACCGAAUAUUUCAGGUUGCGAGAUUAGUAGAAGAGCAUUUUUCAAUUGAGUGUUGAAAGUUAUCCAAGAUUGGAUUGGAUAUGCUUUACUUCGCUCCUUAGUCUAGAAAACUGGUGCUACCCUUUCAACCAAUCAGAUUCAAAACUUAAACCAAUCACAACUUGGUCGCCUACGUUUUCCCGCGCUUUAGAAAAUUUGGUUAUUUUUACCUUGAGUUCUCAUUGGCCAUUUGCAAUACUUUCCUUUCUUCUGCCUGGCCGUCGUGAUUUAAAGACUUUCAAUCGAAAAGCGCCCCAAAAGUAUGUCAUCAGAAAACACCUUCAAGGAAAUUCAAGGAAAACUGCAGUUUUCAUAGUUAUUUAAAAGCGCAGAACCCAAGGUUAUCGUCUAGCACAAACAAUAUUCUUGGACAGAUAAGUUUUUCUUUCUUAAGGCCGCAGGUACAAAUCACUUGUUGCUCUUCAGGAGUGAAGAAAGCCGCACACGUCGCUUCUCGGUUGAAACAAAUGAGAAUAGUUCUCCCUUGGUUGAAGCCAUAGAGAACGAACGAUAGGAUGUUUUACUUUCACACGCAUUCUGCGUUGAUUGACAACAAAAUCUUUUAUAUUUUGUCUCUUCAGUCUCUGGACAAGCUCCAGGAGGUUACAAUCGUCUUGAUAUACCGACCGCAACAGCAUAUUUCCUGGGAGCUCCAACAAGUUUGAACCUGGAACCUAAUUUCAUUGGUUGCAUCCGGGAUUUUAUGGUCGAUGGAUAUGAGCCACUAACAAACGCCUGGGUAGGAAAGCCAGACUAUUCGAUAGUGGGCAGAAGUUCUAUGAGACAAUGCAGCUAAUUUGAAAAAUAAGACGGAACAUUCUGGCUUGAGGGAUUUGUUAACAUCAUUUUCUUUCAUCGAUUGUAGUCACGCAUUUGUUAGAUUUUUUCAUAACGCCUAAGAGGCUCACACUAUAUUAUAAUCAGGGAAAAAAACAUUUACCAUGUUUGAAUCUUAUUCGGAGAAUAGGAUUAUGAUGACUGUUUAAACGCCUUUAGGGACUGUUCAUUAAUUAUUGCUUGGGGGAGAGGGGGAAGGGUACAGGGUUUGUGUAUCACAAUAUAAAAACUUACCUGUUCCCCCCCCCCAUAGGGCUGUGUGGUAUUCUUAUAACAUCCUUCCCCCUCCCCCCCCAAAAAAAAAAAAUUUGAAGUCAAUUUUCUAUGGCCACCCUCAAAAUUCUGUCAGAGACAACUGAUUCCUUCUCUAUCUCCCUGAAAACCUAGUGAUCCUCCCAAAAUCCUCUGAUGCCCCCCAAGCUAUAAAUAGCGAUUGGUCUGUUAACAGGUCUCCCUUAGAGAAUCAUUGAGUUCUUUAAGUAUAACUCUUUAGCUCAUUUUUAAUGUAAUAUGGCAUUGUUAAUAUGCUGCUAAUGCUUUAGAAUUGUACAAAGAAAGUUGUAGUGAGGCUGUUGCUUUUGUUAAAAAGAGAGACCAUCAGUUAUUAAACUAUUGGUUGAGUUGAAUGUUGUAAAUCUCUUGGAGGAGGGGAGAAGGGUAGAACCUCA
Pocillopora meandrina is the source of this 13001-nucleotide messenger RNA. The record is from the annotation of a GenBank genome assembly. Lineage: Eukaryota; Metazoa; Cnidaria; Anthozoa; Scleractinia; Pocilloporidae.